Oldenlandia corymbosa var. corymbosa is the source of this 2301-nucleotide messenger RNA. Lineage: Eukaryota; Viridiplantae; Streptophyta; Magnoliopsida; Gentianales; Rubiaceae. The record is from the annotation of a GenBank genome assembly.
AUGGGGAGUUUGAAAAGCAGUGAAGUUGGGGCCUUCCAAAUCAGCAGCAGUAUUUCAAACGGUAACACUACUACUAAUAAUAUCACCGCCACAAUUACUAGUGUGGUUGUCAAGGGCCAUGAUCAGAAGAACAAUAGUUGCAGCAUCAUCACCAAUGACCAAAUCCCCAAGAUGGAAACCAGCCUGAUUCCUCCUCCUCGUAAUCAACAGCCACAGCUGGAUGAUGAUGAGAAGGGGGUGAUUGAAAACAUUAAUCAGUCUGCCGCCGCAGCUGAACAUUCUCUGUGGGAGUUUUUUGCUGAUCAGCUUGAAGGUGACUUCAUGGUAUCUUCUCCUGUCAGGAACCUCCCUCCUGUUCAGUCCCAUCCUUCCUCAUCCUGUUUCCCUAAUCAUAAUCACCCUCAUCAAUCCUGCUGCCUGGACAAUGACGAUGAUGGUGGAACCCACUGUCUGAUUAGCUACGACGAUGCCCAUCAUCCAAUUCCCAUGGGUUGCUCCCCCUGUCCUAGUCCUUCUGCCCACAGCGUCAUCAUGUCCUUGUCAUCCCCAGUACGCUCACCCCUCCCCCAACCUUACAACAGCGCCACACCCAACAGUAACUAUUACAUUGGUGGUUUUAAAGGCGGGAACAACAACAACAUCAAGGGCAUGAGCCCUAUUCACAGGGUUCUCAUGAACUCCCCAACCAAUCAGUACAUGGAGAUCGAGUCUCUCUCCUUGCCUGCUCUCGAAUUCUUAGAUGAUCUUGACAAAGACAAUGAUGAAGUUGGGGGGAUUUCUUCAUCACAUGAUUGUUUUGAUUUUUCAUCGGUUCCUGAGUUGUUAGAGUGCCUGAUAAUGCCUGAUGCUUCGGCUGCCAUCUCCCGCUGCUCUGGUUCACUCUUGUCAUCCACCCAAGAAAGUUCUUCCAAUAAUGAUACCACCAGUGUUAGUUAUCCGAUGAGCCCCAGCAGCAACGGGGCGCCAUUAAUCCAUCAAUUACAACAGGAAAGGCAGCAUGAGAAGCAACAGCAGCAGCAGCGAAAGCAGCAGCAACAGCAUCAUCAUCAUCAAACUCAGCAACUGCAGCAGCCGCAGCCGAUGCAGAACAUGACCGGUUCCACCUUGAUGGUUCCUCUUUCUUUCGGACCAGAACAGGAACAGGACAGCGGAUUGCGCCUGGUUCAUCUUCUCCUCGCCUGCGCAGAAGCAGUAGCAAAAGAAGACUACAUGUUGGCCAGAAGAUACCUUCACCAUCUCAAUAGGGUUGUCACACCACUUGGAGAUUCAAUGCAGCGUGUGGCUUCCUGCUUUGCUGAAGCCUUAGGUGCAAGGCUUGCAGCCACCUUAACAGCAGCUUCAAAACCUACUAAUAAUAGCACUACUGCUACUACCUCGUCCUCCUCUUCUUCUGGUCCAAAACCAUUUACACCUUUCCCUCCAAACUCUCUUGAAAUCCUAAAGAUUUACCAGAUACUAUACCAAGCUUGUCCCUACAUCAAAUUUGCUCAUUUCACAGCUAAUCAAGCCAUCUUUGAGGCCUUUGAAGCCGAAGAGAGAGUACACGUAAUUGAUCUUGACAUCCUGCAAGGCUACCAAUGGCCGGCUUUCAUGCAAGCUCUGGCAGCUAGGCCCGGCGGUGCUCCAUUUUUAAGAAUAACUGGCGUAGGGCCCUCUCCCGAGGGCGUGAGGGAGACCGGCAGAUGCUUGACAGAGCUAGCUCACUCUCUUCACAUCCCCUUUGAGUUUCAUCCAGUUGCAGAACAGCUGGAAGACCUAAAACCACACAUGUUCAACAGAAGAGUAGGCGAGGCGCUGGCAGUCAACUCAGUGAACCGGCUGCAUCUCGUGCCUGUCAACUCCCUCGGUAAUCUUCUAGGAAUGAUCAGAGAUCAAGCGCCGAACGUCGUGACCAUUGUUGAGCAAGAGGCCAGCCACAACGGGCCUUACUUCUUGGGCAGAUUUCUCGAGGCUUUGCAUUACUAUUCGGCCAUAUUUGACUCCUUGGACGCAACCUUUCCCCCGGAUUCUGCACAGAGAGCCAAGGUGGAGCAGUACAUAUUUGCACCAGAGAUUAGGAACAUUGUGGCGCAUGAGGGUGUUGAGAGGACCGCAAGACACGAGAGGUUGGACAAAUGGAGGAAGAUCAUGGAAGGGAAAGGGUUCAAAGGGGUACCUCUGAGUACCAAUGCAGUUACUCAAUCAAAAAUAUUGUUGGGAUUGUAUUCCUGUGAUGGUUACAGGUUGACAGAGGACAAAGGUUGCUUGCUUCUGGGAUGGCAGGACAGAGCCAUCCUUGCUGCUUCUGCAUGGAGAUGCUGA